Messenger RNA from Ostertagia ostertagi, 582 nucleotides. NCBI's taxonomy places the organism in Eukaryota, Metazoa, Nematoda, Chromadorea, Rhabditida, Trichostrongylidae. The record is from the annotation of a GenBank genome assembly.
AAAGUGAAGCCAAUCGAGCUAUUGGAGGAACCUGAAGGAAUUGUUCAAAGUGACGGAUAUCCUGGCUUCGCUCCUCCAUUCACAUUUCAACAGAUACUCAUUCAGUGUUCCACAGAGCAGCACAUUCAUCUAAACAUUUCCGAUUUUGACUGCUUCUCCGGUGACAAACUGAUUUUCGGGGACGGUCCCACACCUCAACAUCCAGUUCUGCAAUCGCCAUGUGGCUCACCGGAGCCGGUGCGGCUCUUCAGAAGUGAGAGCGACUCGGUAUUUGUGUCUGGCGUAACAGAGAUGCAUUCGAUCUCUCCCGAUGGCGAUUCAGUUAUGACUGCGUUCGGAAAGAUGGCUUCGGAGACGAACUCGGCCAGUCACUGUGCUGGUGAAAGUCAUGGCGCCGUGUAUUUGCCUGGAGUGCUUUCACCUGGGGGCGGUCGUGAUUCUCGUGAUGGAACUCCAUUUUUCCCGAAUUCUGAUUCUACCAGUCAGAACGACGAUGACGAAAUCGAAGGGUUUCUCUGCCCUAUAUGUAUGAGCACGUUCAAUUCUCCUGAACUGUUUAUCGGGACACUUCGAGGAGGCUCA